This is a messenger RNA of Stegodyphus dumicola, 3801 nucleotides long. RefSeq names its product ATP binding cassette subfamily D (gene Abcd1). Gene Ontology annotation, cellular component: peroxisomal membrane. Gene Ontology annotation, molecular function: ABC-type transporter activity; ATP hydrolysis activity; ATP binding. Gene Ontology annotation, biological process: very long-chain fatty acid catabolic process; fatty acid beta-oxidation; peroxisome organization. The record is from RefSeq and is a predicted model, not a curated record. Lineage: Eukaryota; Metazoa; Arthropoda; Arachnida; Araneae; Eresidae.
ACGAAGUCAGCCUUACGCAAUGUGGUUACAUCAAGGAGUGUUGACUUAUUCUGUAGCUGCGCUGAUCAAUCUGUCUGCGCUUUGUAUUUUUGUUUAAGUAUUUGUUUUUUUGCAAUAUUUACAAUGGAUGCAGUGUGAAAGCAGUUACUUUUAUAUAAUCUGAUCUGAAUUAAUGCUGUAGUUUAUUUGGAUUCUUACGAUUCUAAUACUGCAUCAGUAGUUUUCUCUGGAGCAUAUCAUCAUGACGAAUGCGUUUUCAAAAGCCGUGCAAAAAAUUUCUGAAAAGACUGCAGUUCCUGUGGAAACUGUUAGUUUAUGUAUGGUUAGUGCAGUAUGUUUCUUGUAUGCAUCACGGGUGGGUUUUCCUAUGUUGGCGAAAACUAUAAAAAGUUUAAAAAAUAGAGCUACCGAAGCGCAGCAUCAAAUAUCAUCAACAAGCCCUCACAAAAGCACCUACAGUCCUGUGAUAAGUGAAGAUGAAUUGAUCGAAGAAGUUGAUAAAUCUUCGAAAACGAAGGAAAGUAAGAAAAGAACUGGUGAUGAUAAUAGUAUAUAUGACCUCAAAAAUUUUCCUGCUUUUAAUAAGAAGUUUCUUGAGCAGUUGAGCAAAUUGAUAAAAGUUAUGAUACCUAGUGUAUGGAGCAUAGAGGCUGGUUUGUUACUAUUGCAUACCUUAUCAUUGAUCAUGAGAACUUUCCUUUCAAUUUAUGUUGCAAAAUUAGAAGGUUGUGUUGUGAAAUUUAUUGUACGCAAAGAUAUUCACAUGUUUACUGUGCAGCUGUCAAAAUGGCUUUUAAUAGCAUUACCUGCUACAUUCUUGAACAGUUUAAUCAGAUUUCUAGAAAGCCAACUUGCUCUUGCUUUUCGUACAAGGCUAGUAAGAUAUGCAUAUUCUUUAUAUUUUAAAAAUCAAACGUAUUAUAGAGUAAGCAACUUGGAUGGAAGGUUAGAGAAUGCUGAUCACUGUUUGACUGAAGACAUCACUUCAUUUGCUCAAUCUAUAGCUCAUUUAUAUUCUCAUAUUACAAAGCCACUUCUUGAUUUGAUUAUAAUUAAUUUUACUCUAUUUAAAAUGGCUAGCAAUAUGGGUUCUUAUGGUAUGUCAGGUCAGUUAUUUGCAGCUGCUGUUGUUACAGUUACUGCUCAUAUUCUUCGUAAAGUUACACCAAAAUUUGGAAAAUUGGUUUCCGAAGAAGCAAAACGUAAAGGCUACCUCAGAUUUGUACAUUCCCGCCUCAUUACCAAUGCUGAAGAAAUUGCUUUUUAUGGUGGUCAUAAGGUUGAAUUAUCUUUGCUACAAAGGAGCUAUAAAGCACUUGCUUGGCAGAUGAAUCAAAUUUAUAACAAAAAAUUAUGGUAUGUCAUGUUGGAGCAGUUCCUGAUGAAAUAUUGUUGGAGUGCAGCUGGGAUGAUAAUUAUAUCAUUGCCAAUAAUGACUGAUUAUACUAAGACUGAUCCAAAUGAUUCAGAUGACAACUACAGAGAUGAUGGGGUUAGCACAAGGACUCAGUAUAUGACUACAGCAAAAAAUAUAUUAAUUGCUGGUGGAGAUGCUACAGAAAGACUCAUGUCAUCUUACAAAGAAAUCACGGAGCUGGCAGGUUAUACUGCCCGGGUAUCCAGAAUGUUGACUGUAUUUGAAGAUGUUAGUGAUGGGAAGUAUGUGCGCACGGUUACAGCUAGUUCUUCAAAAUCUUUUAAAAAGGCAACUGAAUUAAAAGGUCUGAAAUUUAAAGAUGGAAUGCCAGAAAUUUUGGGAGAAGUUACAGAAAAAGAUGGCAUUAUAAAGUUGGAAGGUGUUCCUAUCAUUACACCAAACUGUGACAUAGUUACUCCCAGCUUGUCAUUUACGAUGACUACAGAUAUGCAUUUGCUCAUUACUGGACCAAACGGGUGCGGGAAAAGUUCUUUAUUUCGUAUUCUUAGAGGUUUGUGGCCUGUGUAUGUUGGUAAACUAGAGCGACCACUAAAAAAUCAGAUGUUUUACAUACCACAGAGGCCUUACAUGUCUCUUGGUACACUUCGCGAUCAAGUAAUUUAUCCUCAGACCCUGGAUGAAAUGACAGCUGAGGGUGUGACUGAUGAUGAACUUUUCAAAGUUUUAGGCAUAGUCCAUCUACAACAUAUAGUGUUCCGUGAAGGAGGUUGGGAUACAAAAAGGGAUUGGAAAGAUGUACUUUCUGGUGGAGAAAAGCAAAGAAUGGGUAUGGCCAGAUUGUUCUAUCACAAGCCUCAGUUUGCACUGCUGGAUGAAUGCACUAGCGCUGUUUCAAUAGAUGUUGAAAGCCAAAUUUAUCAGGCAGCGAAGGACAAUGGAAUCUCUCUUUUGACGAUAACUCACAGGCCAUCGCUUUGGAAAUUUCACACUCAUUUACUCCAGUUUGAUGGUGAAGGUGGAUGGAGUCUUGAACCGUUGGAUACGAAUACCAGGCUUUCUUUGCGGGAUGAAAAAGAAAAGCUUGAAGCAUCUUUAACCGGUGUUCCUCAAAUGGAGAGGAGAUUGAGAGAGCUAUGCACUUUACUAGGAGAAAAUUCUACAGUUAUGGUUGAUUCUUCAGUGGGUCGUUUAUCACCUACCAAAGAUGGUUCUUCAAAUGCCAGUGACACAUCCUAUGAGACAUCUAUUUUAAUUGAAAGUUUAACAGAUUGAUAAAAUAGUUUUGUAUGAUAUGAAAAGCUUUAUGUAUAUUAUUUAUACUGUCAUAGAAACAAGAACUAAGUCUUACAUCUUUUGUAUUAGUUGUGAAGCUCAUAUAUAUCUAUGUAUUAUUACAGAAAUUGUUCAAUUUUUCUUUUUCUUGGAUUUUUGGGUCCUUCAAGUUACUUAAAAAUGCCUUAACAUACUUUUAAAUUGUGAUGUGUUGAACUGCAGCAUGUCCCUUCCCCUUAAUUAUAAAUUAAUUAAGUCAUUUAAUUAUGUAUUAUUAUGUACAGUAUAUGUAUAGCUAUCUUACUUUCAUACAAGUGCAUCUAAACUCAUAAGGUCUGUAUGUGUAGCAGUAAAAUGUGAUUUUAAUUGUUCAUCUUUUUCUCUUAUCUACAGAUAAUUUUUUAUGCAUGAGCUUUACAUCAUGCAGAAAUUUUGAAAUUCAUUUGUUAUUUACAACAAAAAUAAUUUAUUUUUAAUGAUACACGAGUAUGGUAGUCACUAUAGUCACUAUAUCGUGUAGUGUGCAAAAUUAUUUUAAAAAAAUUUUGUAAAUUUUUUUAAUCAAAAAUAUUAGUAAUUAAUUGUUAUAUUUGUUGUAAUUUUAAAGUUAGUUUUAUAUUAUAAAUAUUUUAAAUAUAUUUAUUUGUAAAGUAUUUUUGGUUAAUGCUCAUUUUAAUUAUUUACUGUAAUGAAGAUUUCUGACUGAGUAUGAAUAAUGGAAAUUUUAUAUUUUGUAUUUCAAUGAUUUUUCUUUUAUGCCAUUUAUGUUACAUUUAUUUCUGACAUUCCUGUAGGUUUUCAUUAUUUCAAAUCUGAAUUUUUCAACUGUAAAACAUUAAUUUAACUAUGUAGAACUUUUGUUUGUCCCUACUCGAAAAGGUUGUUGUUUUGUAUAGCAUAAAGCCUCCCGUCCAUACUUUAACACAAAAGCAAAAGAAUGUUUAUGUAGUGGUGUGUGAGUUUUUGUUGUAAAAAAUGAAUGUUGAAAUGGUGUGCUGCUUCUUAUACAUUAACCUGAAACAAUUCCUACUACAGUACAAAGUCCGUAAUCCGGACUCGUCAGGACUUUGGCGAUUCCGGAUUAAGGGUUUUUCCGGAUUAUAGAUCAUCAAUUUAAAUCUGGUAAGAUGGCAUGCAGAAAUUAUACAUUU